GUUAUAUAUGUGUCCUUCACAAGCCUCGAUGCCCAACUUCUGCAGUGGAUUGGUCAUUUGCCAUUGACUAGGUCUCACGAACAAACCGGCUUGUCCUCUGACUACCCGCUACCAAGUAUGAUCCAGCUCCCUUUCGACAUAUGCCUUCACGUUCUCCGGCAUCUCCCAGUUUCCGAGAGUCCUGACGGCCCUAGGACAUUGGCAGCAUGUCUUCAGGCAAACUCUCUUCUUCGAGAAGCAGCGUCUCAAUCAUUUCUUUGGGAGGCUCAUUACAAAGCUCGUUACAAGCUCUGUAACCCCGAUAAGGAGGCUGCCCGCCUUCAGCAAAGCCAUGGAGAUUGGAGUGUCAUGUAUGGCUUUCGCUCUCGUUUGGAUGUUCAAGCUAUGCGUCUCCUGGGCGAUAUUGUUUGCCAUAGGGAUGGCCGCCGCCAUGACUGUGCUUUGAAGCUGGCUGUCGACCUUUCUUACGACGUAUGGGACGCUAUGGAGUAUGAGGCCCGUUGUCCCAUUCCAGCAGCCUUUCGUCAGAAUGAAGACGCAGUCGUGGACGAUUCACAGGUUAUGCCUCAUGCCAUCACACGGCGGUACUGGGCAAAGGCAGCUCUAGGGCUCAUAGCACGUACCGCUGCUGUCAGAUUGUGGGGGAGACUAUCGGAACCCUCGGAGGAGGAUGAGGCCUCCUUUGAGACUGGUUUCGCGUCACUGUCAUCAUUCUUUGGACAUCCUCCAGCAAAGAUAUCAAAUGAGCUUGACUCGAUAAGCGAACGGUGUCGCGCAUUCAUAACGUCGGAAACCAACCUUUCUUUAGACGCUAAUGCACUCCAAUCCAAGUCGGAUAUCCUGAAGAAUCUUUGCAUAGCCAUAUGCGACUUCAUGAGGAAAGAAGGGUUUCAGCCCGCCAACAUCCGGCGGUUCCAUGAUGUUUACAAUCGCUUCCCGCAUUUUUUCCUUAGCUCCCACAAGCCUUCUAUCCCCUUAUCGCUGGUCUUUGUGUUUGUCUGCAUAGCGCGGCGGCUAGGGAUUCACGCUUCCGCAGUAGAUUUCCCUGGUAGAGUGCUCGCCCAUGUUAGGUCACCUCAUGAAGAGGUUACCGACAUCUUUGUGGAUGUCUUCGGUUCCGAAACUCAGGCUAUUCUGUCCGUUACAUUGGACAUACCUCGCCUGCUCAUGGAGUCUGGAGUCCUCCCUUCAGCAAUGGAACAGUACAUCUCGCCUGCUCGAACUCAUGCUAUGCUCGUGCGCGCCUCCCGAAAUAUCCUUGCCUCUUUCUCCGUCUUACAGACGGAUAUGAUGCUCUCAGAGGCGGACAUACAUACCGCAUUUUAUGCUGGUCUAACGGUUAAUCUCCUGUUCACCAGCGAUCGUCGCUUUCUGUUCAACAUGAUGCGGCACAUUGACCGUUUCCCACUCGAUAUUCCUGCAGUGCUUGUCAAGUCGCUCGCUCCUGUCUUAAAUUCGAUAGCGCGGAACCAGCUUCUAGAGAUGACGCAGAAGGCCCUCGAAGCUGAAGAAGAAGAGAACUCGCAGGUGCAUCUUCGGUCUGGAGGAGAAGUUCAAAUUCAGUUCUUUGUUGGCACCGUUUUUCGUCACAAACGGUUCGACUACAUCGGCUACGUCAUUGGAUGGGAUGCAAAGUGCAUGGCGACAGAGCAGUGGAUAGUACAAAUGGGUGUCGAUAUGCUGAGUCGGGGGAGGCAUCAACCUUUUUAUAAUGUUUUGACUCAGAAUGGUUCACAACGUUACGUCGCUGAAGAGAACAUUCAACCGAUUGGGCUUUCCGGUACGGCUGUGCGAGACAUAUUUGUGGUUGCCCCGCAAGCGGAACGAUAUUUCGAGGAUAUUGAAAUCAGAGGCAAGACUCGGUUGAUCCCGUCGCCAGAGCUUCGUGCCGCUUAUCCUGAGGACGAAGAGGCUGCUGGUCUGUUUAUAGCAGAGGACCCACUUUCCGAAUCGUCUCAGUGUCAUAAUGUGAUAUAUGAUAUUCAAGAAACUACACUGUAA
Molecule: messenger RNA, 2001 nt
Organism: Coniophora puteana RWD-64-598 SS2
Lineage: Eukaryota; Fungi; Basidiomycota; Agaricomycetes; Boletales; Coniophoraceae
Product: YccV-like-domain-containing protein
Exons: 5
Coding region: 118-2001 (627 amino acids)
Molecular function (GO): DNA binding; protein binding
Source: RefSeq, a predicted model, not a curated record